AUGAGGAGUGCAAUAUGUGAGCAUAAGAAAGAGAAUUCAACUAUUAGCCAAAAAGAUAUGCAAGCAUGGGUGCAACAAAAGUUUGAUUUGACUAUUAGUCAAUCAACAAUAUCGAACACUCUCAAAAGGGCGUCGAAAUAUUUGUCAAAUGAGAUGAAAAAUAGCGAUGUUAAAAGGCACAAAUCGGCAAAAUACCCUGAUUUAGAGAAAGUUUUGUAUGAGUGGUUUUUUCAAAUGAAAGAUAAAGUGAACAUGUCUGAAGAAAUUAUCCAAGGAAAAGCAAGAUAUGGAAUCAAAUCUUAUCGACGUUUUGGUGAAAGUGGUUCAGUUAUCAUGGAGAACAUUGAAAAUGCUUUACCUGGAAUACGAUCAAAACUAGACCAGUUUCAGUUAAAGGAUAUUUACAAUAUGGAUGAAACUGGAUUAUUUUACCGAUGGGAAGCUGAUCAUUCACUUGCUACCAAGCAGCUCGAAGGAUGCAAAAAAGAUAAGGAGAGAAUUACUGUUGUUGUUUGUUGCAAUGGUGAUGGAUCUGACAAAGUACCAUUUUGGGUUAUUGGUAAGUAUGCAAAUCCUACAUGUUUUAAAAAUAUGAACAUGAACAAUCUUAAUUGCAAGUAUCGAUCCAACAAGAAAGCUUGGAUGACUGGCUUGCUUUUUCAAGAUUUUGUUGGUUGGUUUGAUAAGAGAAUGAAUGGCAGGAAGGUUCUCUUAAUAGUAGACAAUUGCCCAACUCAUCCAAAAGUAGUUGAAGGUUUGAGAAAUGUAUAG
This is a messenger RNA of Olea europaea var. sylvestris, 771 nucleotides long. Its product is annotated as CENP-B homolog protein 2-like. The coding region runs from base 1 to 771 and encodes 256 amino acids. Gene Ontology annotation, cellular component: nucleus. Gene Ontology annotation, molecular function: DNA binding. Lineage: Eukaryota; Viridiplantae; Streptophyta; Magnoliopsida; Lamiales; Oleaceae. The transcript has 2 exons. The record is from RefSeq and is a predicted model, not a curated record.